AAGUCCGGUUCAAGAACAGCCUAAUUCGACCGGUUCCGUCUAUCGUGAGAGGAUGUAAAAAGGCACCUUCUUCUUCGUUACUCUGUCGCGAAGAGAUCGCCGUCCCCCGAUCUCUCCUCAGGUCAAAUCUUGGCGGAUCGCUGUCGUCGACUAGAUACAUAGAAAAUGGCUGAUGCCGAGGAUAUCCAGCCACUUGUGUGUGACAAUGGGACUGGAAUGGUCAAGGCUGGAUUUGCUGGUGAUGAUGCACCUAGGGCAGUUUUCCCAAGUAUAGUAGGCCGGCCUCGCCACACAGGAGUUAUGGUUGGGAUGGGCCAGAAAGAUGCUUAUGUUGGUGAUGAAGCACAGUCCAAGAGAGGUAUUCUCACAUUGAAAUAUCCUAUCGAGCAUGGAAUUGUCAGCAACUGGGACGACAUGGAAAAGAUCUGGCAUCAUACCUUCUACAAUGAGCUUCGUGUAGCUCCCGAGGAGCAUCCUAUAUUGCUCACUGAAGCACCUCUUAAUCCAAAGGCAAACAGAGAAAAAAUGACCCAGAUUAUGUUUGAGACCUUUAAUGUACCUGCUAUGUAUGUCGCUAUUCAGGCUGUCCUUUCCCUCUAUGCCAGUGGUCGUACAACUGGUAUUGUGCUUGAUUCGGGUGAUGGUGUGAGCCACACCGUGCCUAUAUAUGAAGGAUAUGCUCUACCUCAUGCCAUUCUUCGAUUGGAUCUUGCUGGUCGUGAUCUCACCGACUGCCUGAUGAAGAUCCUCACAGAGAGAGGUUAUUCUUUCACCACCACUGCUGAGCGGGAAAUUGUAAGGGACAUCAAGGAGAAGCUUGCUUAUGUCGCUCUUGACUAUGAACAAGAGCUGGAAACUGCCAAGACCAGCUCAGCCGUGGAGAAAAGCUACGAACUUCCUGAUGGACAGGUUAUCACCAUCGGUGCCGAGAGAUUCAGAUGCCCAGAGGUCCUCUUCCAGCCAUCCUUGAUUGGCAUGGAAGCUGCUGGAAUUCAUGAGACAACAUACAACUCCAUCAUGAAGUGCGAUGUGGAUAUCAGGAAAGAUCUAUAUGGCAACAUUGUGCUCAGCGGUGGAUCCACUAUGUUCCCUGGUAUUGCUGAUCGUAUGAGCAAGGAGAUCACAGCACUUGCACCAAGCAGCAUGAAGAUCAAGGUGGUAGCUCCACCGGAACGAAAGUACAGUGUUUGGAUUGGAGGCUCCAUACUUGCAUCCCUCAGUACUUUCCAGCAGAUGUGGAUUACCAAGGGAGAGUACGAAGAAUCUGGUCCAGCAAUUGUCCACCGGAAAUGCUUCUAAGCUCAUUACCUGCAUCUGUGGGCAGUUUUCUGGCUUGUUCUAUCUAGUAUUUGGCUUUGCUCGAACAAUGGUUUGCCUGAUAGUACCGUCCCUAGUGCUUGAAUCUCCUUUCCACUGUUGAGUUUGCUUGAAGACAGUUCUAAUCUUUAGAUGUUUUCAUUGAGGAUGCUUUGCAUUUGCAGUGCAAAUGAAAUUAUGUAUCGAUAUUGUAAUAUGACCGGCAGUUUUAGUGUCCAUGCCCUGGCUUGGGGAUUUAUCCCUGGAUGUAUUCUUGUAUGAUGUAUUACUUGGUUUAUCUGCAGCCAAUUCUUCCUUUUCUCUAAAAGAAGUUUGUUUUCUGGAUUCA
Messenger RNA from Zingiber officinale, 1645 nucleotides. RefSeq names its product actin-101-like. Bases 166 to 1299 code for a protein of 377 amino acids. Lineage: Eukaryota; Viridiplantae; Streptophyta; Magnoliopsida; Zingiberales; Zingiberaceae. The transcript is spliced from 5 exons. The record is from RefSeq and is a predicted model, not a curated record.